AAAAAAGGUCAUUAUCUCACACAAAAAAAAAAACAAACCCUUCUCCUCUUGUUGUUUUGCACUCUCUCCAUCUCCGCCGCUGAGGACGAGACAAACCCCGUAACUUGAUGUCCUCACCAUAACGCCGUUAAAUCUGAGUCCGUUAGGAAACGGAAAAACCAUAAGUAAAAUUAUAUUCCGUCUCAAUGGCUCUGGAACAACAGUUGGGGUUGAUUGUUACCGCUGUCGACGGAGACGGUAACGGCGAAGGCGGUGGUGUUGGUGUUGGUGGUGGAGAGAACAGUGCGUUGUCAAACGAAGUCGGAGACGACGGCGUCAAGACGUCGAGGCUGCCGCGGUGGACGAGGCAGGAGAUUCUGGUGCUGAUCCAGGGGAAGAGAGUGGCGGAGAGCAGAGUCCGGCGAGGGAGAGCGGCGGGCAUGGCGCUCGGGUCGGGUCAGAUGGAGCCGAAGUGGGCUUCGGUGUCGUCUUACUGCAGGCGCCACGGGGUGAACAGAGGGCCGGUUCAGUGCCGGAAGAGGUGGAGCAACCUCGCCGGAGAUUACAAGAAGAUCAAGGAGUGGGAGUCUCGGGUGACGAAGGAGGAGACGGAGUCGUAUUGGGUGAUGAGGAACGAUGUUCGCAGGGAGAGGAAGCUUCCUGGUUUUUUUGAUAAGGAAGUGUACGAUGUUGUAGACGGCGGCGUGGUUCCUCCGGCUCUUGCGCUUGGUUUGGCUCCGGCGACGGCGUCGGUGGAGGUGGAGCCGGAGGGGUUGUUGUCUGAGUUAGAACGGAGAGAACCGGCGCCUAAGUCACUUCAGGAUGUUAUUGACAAGGAGAAGCAAGCAGCGUGUGAAGCAGAACAAGGUGGAGUGAAAGAGAAAGAGAAAGAUACAGAAGCAGUAAACCCGGAAGCUGGAUCAACAUCACAAGAAGCAAGAAAGCGUAAACGAACAUCUGGUGGUGAAGAUGAAGAAGAAAAAGAAGGAGAAGCGAGAGAGAGCAUGCAGAACCAGUUGAUACAGAUACUGGAAAGAAACGGACAGUUGUUAGCGGCACAGCUUGAAGUUCAGAAUACAAACUUAAAACUAGACAGAGAGCAAAGGAAAGAUCAUGGUGAUAACUUAGUCGCUGUUCUCAACAAGCUAGCAGAUGCUGUGGCAAAAAUAGCAGAUAAGUUGUAGAUAGAUAUGUGUAGAUUUGGUCGUAUAUAUUGCUUCCAGAUUACUUCUCAUUAUUAAUCUUUUUUUUCUCAUUUACCAUCAUUGUUGAUUGAAUAUUGAUGCUACCAGAGGAGAGGCUAUACAUGUUAUAUAAACAUGGAGAUUUAUUCGGUUUUA
Raphanus sativus (radish) is the source of this 1319-nucleotide messenger RNA. RefSeq names its product trihelix transcription factor ASR3. Lineage: Eukaryota; Viridiplantae; Streptophyta; Magnoliopsida; Brassicales; Brassicaceae. The transcript has 3 exons. The coding region runs from base 186 to 1163 and encodes 325 amino acids. The record is from RefSeq and is a predicted model, not a curated record.